GUCCGCAUGCAGGGACAGGGACGUUCGGGCGUGUGCAGCUAGUCCAGGAGAAGACGAGCAAGCAUUUCUUCGCCCUGAAGGUGAUGACCAUCCCCGAUAUCAUCCGCCUGAAGCAGGAGCAGCACGUCCACAACGAGAAGUCGGUGCUCAAGGAAGUCAACCACCCGUUCCUGGUCAAACUGUUCUGGACAGGCCAUGACGACCGCUUCCUGUACAUGUUGAUGGAGUUCGUGCCGGGCGGCGAGCUCUUCAGCUACCUGCGGAACCGCGGCCGCUUCACCAGCAACACCGGGCUGUUCUACGCGGCCGAGAUCGUCUGCGCCAUCGAGUACCUGCACGCCCGGGACAUCGUCUACAGGGACCUGAAGCCGGAGAACAUCCUGCUAGACAGGGACGGCCACGUCAAGCUCACCGACUUCGGGUUCGCCAAGAAGCUGGUGGACAAGACGUGGACCCUCUGCGGGACCCCCGAGUACCUGGCCCCCGAGGUCAUUCAGAGCAAGGGCCACGGCCGAGCGGUGGACUGGUGGGCGCUCGGCAUCCUGAUAUUCGAGAUGCUCUCGGGGUUUCCUCCGUUUUUCGAUGACAACGCCUUUGGCAUUUAUCAGAAGAUUCUUGCUGGCAAGAUAGACUUCCCCAGACAUUUGGAGUUCACUGUCAAAGACCUCAUCAGGAAACUGCUUGUUACCGACAGAACAAGGAGACUGGGAAACAUGAAGAACGGAGCCGAGGACGUCAAACAGCACCGCUGGUUCCGGCUCGUGGACUGGGGCGCGGUCCCCGAAAGGAAGCUGAAGCCCCCCAUUGUCCCCAAGCUGUGCGGUGAAGACGACACCUCCAACUUCGAAGCGUAUCCUGAGAACGACUGGGCUUCUGCCCCGCCGGUGUCACAGAAGGAGCUGGAUGUCUUCAAGAAUUUCUGAGCUUGGGACUCCCCUGCCUGGAAGACACAGGGUGAUCUGAGCCUGCCCGGACACACAGUGGCCCCCGCGGGUGGGGGUCGGCCCCCAUGGCCGACCCGAGGAAGCAUCUUCUUCUUGGAGUGAGGAUGUUUCUGCCUUUGUGUACGCCCGGAUGUGUAUAAAGAGAUUGCAGAUCUGUUGACGUUCGUGGCCCUGGAAUUAUUUAAUCUACUGGAAAUCUACUGCACAGUAGGACACUUUGAACAUUUUGAUUGGUUGUAGGUUUUCUGCUUUUUACUGUUGUGUGUUCCUACUGGGAUAUCUUGGUUUCGUUUUUUGUUUUUUUUUUCCCUCAUAGACUUGACUUUUUACGUUUGAGCUGAACUUGUUCAGAUUUAACCACAAAUUGUGUGUGUGUGUGUGUGUGCGCGUGUUUGCUCAUGUCUGUGUAUAAAAAAGGCGGUAUGCUUGGAGCACAGAAAUUGUGUAGUGAUGUACAUGUUCCUACUUUCCAGAGAUUAUAUUUAUGUUUCAGA
This is a messenger RNA of Odocoileus virginianus texanus, 1438 nucleotides long. The record is from RefSeq and is a predicted model, not a curated record. NCBI's taxonomy places the organism in Eukaryota, Metazoa, Chordata, Mammalia, Artiodactyla, Cervidae.